AUGUCCGGUACACGAUCAAACGGACCUUGCAGUCGACAGAUGGAAGAUAUCCGCGGAUGUCGGACUUCCGCCGUUGCGGAGAGAACCGUUCUGGUCGUCCCCGGAGCUCAGCGUUCAGUAGCCUCUGUACGGCUAAUCAAAAACCAUCUCAUCGGAACUCCCGCAGACACCUGCACCGCGAUCGUAGAAAAUCCGUGUGAAAGAGGUCGAGGCAGGGGCGAACGCAGGAAAAAAUUUCGCGGGGGGUUUUGA
Molecule: messenger RNA, 252 nt
Organism: Macrosiphum euphorbiae (potato aphid)
Lineage: Eukaryota; Metazoa; Arthropoda; Insecta; Hemiptera; Aphididae
Source: the annotation of a GenBank genome assembly